Phycomyces blakesleeanus NRRL 1555(-) is the source of this 3002-nucleotide messenger RNA. RefSeq lists its product as hypothetical. Gene Ontology annotation, molecular function: phosphatidylserine decarboxylase activity. Gene Ontology annotation, biological process: phospholipid biosynthetic process. The transcript has 9 exons. The coding region runs from base 1 to 2946 and encodes 981 amino acids. NCBI's taxonomy places the organism in Eukaryota, Fungi, Mucoromycota, Mucoromycetes, Mucorales, Phycomycetaceae. The record is from RefSeq and is a predicted model, not a curated record.
AUGGAACUUCCUACACCUUCUGAACAUCCAAACACUCGCAAAGAGAAGCUUCUUCAACGUAUUCAAGCUUCUCGGUCAUGGCGUGCUGCACAUGCUGCUGCUGCAAUGGCCAUUCCUUCACUUCAUUCUCGGGAUUCCGAUAAUGACAUUGAGACCGAGAACUCUGACAAUCUCAUAGAUCCCAACAGACUCGUAUUACGUGUAAUGGUCUCUAAAGCCGUUAAUAUCAAUCCUUAUGGCGAUGACACUAUUCUUGCCAGCCCUUAUGCCAUCGUAAGCUGUGCGGGUCAAAGGCACCAGACUCAUGUAGUUCAAAAAUCCGCAGAACCAGAUUGGUCGUGCACCUUUGACCUGCCCUUGGUAGACAAAUCAUUUGGACAGAAGCAACAACAUCUUCUUUGGUCCAAUGGACUAGUCGUGACUGUGUGCGACAAGGUUCGCUUCCGAUCAACUUAUCUCGGCCAAGUGCAACUUCCUGUCGACCACUUGUUUGAACCCAAAGAUGUUCUUGACUUUGAAGACUCCAACAACGAGAUACGCUGGUACCCUUUGCACUCAACACCGCUUCGUCACCACCGAUUCUCGGUGCGUCUCCACAAAGGGCUUUUGGAUAUCCAAGAACGUCAAGGAACCGAGGCCUGGAUUGGCCUAAAGAUUGGAUUGGUUGUCUUGGACCAGCCAGCAUCUGAACCACUUGAUCCUCUUGUCCUCCAAGAAACAUGGGAACUCUUCUUGGCCCUGAACCCGCUUUCUCCGAACCAGCCCAAAGCCGAGUCGCCUGAGGCACCAAAGAAGUCCGUGAAAGACGAACUCGAAUCACUUGCCAUUAGCUACAAAGAAAAGCCGAUUGUCAAAUCAAUCAAGGAACGACUCCAGAAAGCUACAAGAAAUAAGGUGGCAGAUUUUGACAAAUCAACAAUAGGUGUUGUGUUUAUGGAAAUCAUGCACGCCAAUGAUCUUCCACCCAUUAGCAACAAGGCACACACUCGGUUCGAUAUGGAUCCUUUUGUGAUCACUUCAUACGGAACCUCCACCUUCCGUACCCAAGUGGUCCAGCACGACCUAAACCCUGUGUGGAACGAGAAGCUCUUUUUUCACGUGCGAGACAACGAGAGCACCUUUCGUCUGAAAUUCAGUAUCUAUGAUGAAGACAAAUUCACUACCAACGACCUGGUGGCCACUCAAGAGAUUCCUAUCUCAGAGAUCAUCAAGCUCUGCUCUUCAGAUGUCAUCCAGACCAACCCUGAAAAAAUAAUGGAUACUGACAUGCAACAGCAUACUGUCAAUUUGAAACUAGCAGACAACUCAGAUAAGUGGAGUCACCUAAGCCCCUCUCUCACAAUCCGCGUCAAGUUUUUGACGUAUGAGGCUAUUCGCAAGACGUUCUGGACAACCCUGGCCAAGACCUACGAUGCUGACGGAAACACCACCUUGAGUAGAAUGGAAGUCACUACAAUGCUAGAGAGUCUUGGGUCAACCCUGUCUGAGUCUACGCUGGAUGCAUUCUGGGAGCAGCACUCAAAAGAUCUUGAAGAGGACCUAACCGUCGAUGAGCUUGUGGAAAGUCUUGAAGAGUUCGUGCUGUUGACCGACAAAGCAUCAUCAGGAUCCAACGACGGCAACCUGUCAGACUCAAUUGGGCAUGGUCUGGAGGAUGGGUAUGAGUACCCUGAUCAUCAUGUUCACACCACACCUGAAACAGAUGUCCUUCAUGAGGCCACCGGUGUUCAGUACGUGGCUGCUUCCGAGUCUAGUCUGUUGAACGAUGAUCUCAGGGCAGAAGAAGAAGAGCAAGACACUAGCGUGGUUGAUGAAAGGGUCAUUCAUAUUUCAAAGUGUCCGAUCUGUCAUCGACCAAACAUGUCUCACCAUGACCAGAUGGAUAUUCUCACACACGUAGCCACUUGUUCCGCCAAUGAUUGGACGUCGGUUGAUAGAUUCUUGAUGGGUGAUUUUGUGACAGAAGCAUAUGCCCAGCGUAAGUGGUUUGUAAAACUUGCUACCAAAGUAGGCUAUGGCACAUAUUCCCCAGGAGCAAGCAACGCAAAUAUUAUUGUCCAAGACAGAGCUAGUGGUCAGCUAGUUGAAGAACGUAUGAGUGUAUACGUGAGAGUUGGAAUGCGUUUGAUGUACAAGGGAAUGAAGACCAGCGUUCAAUCAAAGACAGCUCAACGUAUCAUGCACACAAUGUCCAUUAAGCAAGGAGAGAGAUACGAUGCUCCUCAAUCUGCUAGUGAGAUCGAAUCUUUUGUAAAGUUCCACCAAUUGGAUCUUGGUGAAACAAAGGAGAGUCUGUCUUCUUUCAAGACAUUCAACCAGUUCUUUUAUCGUGAGCUCAAGCCUGGAGCACGUCCAUGCGACUCUCCUGACGACAGCUCUGUAGUAGUUAGUGCAGCGGAUUGUCGAAUGAUGGCUUUUGCUACCAUCAACGAUGCCACUCGCCUUUGGAUCAAAGGAAUUGAGUUUGGUGUUGCCAAGUUGUUCAACGAUGGUAAGAGGGCCAAGGUGUACGAUGGAGGCGCACUGGCGAUCUUCCGAUUGGCACCUCAAGAUUAUCACAGAUAUCAUUCUCCUGUGGAUGGUGUGAUUACAGAUAUUACUUAUAUUGAGGGACAGUACUAUACUGUUAAUCCAAUGGCCAUUAGAACUACAUUGGAUGUGUAUGGUGAAAAUGUACGAUGUGUGGUCCACAUGGAAUCGGAAGAAUUUGGAAAUGUGGCGAUUGUGUGCAUUGGUGCCAUGAUGGUUGGAUCGAUCGUACUGACAGCCAAGGUUGGAGACAAGCUGAGCCGAACUGAUCCUCUGGGUUACUUUGCAUUUGGUGGAAGCACGAUUGUGGUUCUGUGGGAAAAGGACAGAAUUGUGUUUGAUGAUGAUUUACUUGAGAAUUCAGCAAAGGCUUUAGAGACCUUGGUUCGUGUUGGCAAUCAUAUUGGUCACCGUUAAAUUUCAUUAUUACUACUAUUAUUGUUAUUGUUAUUAAUAUUUCUUUUGUUGAGAUC